CUUUCUGACAACCUCAGCAGCUUCAACACCACUUGAUAUCAACAUGGUGGAAUCACAAAUGGAUAGGUCCAAGCCCGCUGAAGAGUACAGCUGGUACGAGCGCGACCUGGCGCAGGUCCAGGAGCCGGCCCGGACUCUCUUGGCGGAGUACAGCAAGAUCCCGGAAGAGAAGAUCAUCGACCAUGUGAAGGAGGUGGUGCGUGAUCGCGCAUUCGCCGUCUUCCCCUACCCCUGCAUCGGAUCCUUCCGCUUUCUCGACAUCACCAUCUGCAACAACCCGGCCUACCCGGAGAUCCUCUCGCGGCUGAAGUCCUCGAACGCGACCUACCUGGAUCUGGGCUGCGCCAUGGGCCAGGACAUCCGCUACCUGGUCCACCAAGGCGCCCCCGCCGAAUCCCUCUAUGGAAGCGACCUCCAGCCCGAGUUUAUCUCGCUAGGCUACGACCUCUUCGGCGACCGCUCCACUCUGCCCUGCGAGUUCAUCCCCAGCGACAUCUUCGACGACGCCUGCCCGCUUAUGCAGCGUCUCGCAGGCCAGGUUGACAUCAUCAACGCGGCCUCGUUCUUCCAUCUCUUCGACUGGGACAGAGAGGUUGCGUUGGCCAAGCAGAUCAUCAAGCUCCUGCGGCCGCAGGCGGGGUCGAUGGUCGUUGGACGGCACGUGGGUGACUAUGUGGCCGGAGAGCGGUCGGACAACGAAUUGGGGGCUACCUUCUACCGGCAUGAUCUGGAGUCGUGGAGACGGAUGUGGGCGCAGGUGAUGGCGGAGACGGGGACGGAGUGGGAGGUCGACGUCAGAGCGGAGGAGUGGGCGGAGGUGAAGAAGAAUAAGCAUAAUCGGGAGUCGUCAUUCAAGAUGCAGUUUGUGGUGAGGAGGAUUUAGAUCAGUUUAUUCCAGUGACGGAGUGAUUUCGUUUUGGGGUGAUUGUAGAUGCGGGUGCAGUGGGACGGCCACACGGGGGACGAGGUUUGACCUGGGAGGACAAGUAGCACAUCACGGUAGGAUUGAAAUAGACCGGAGAGUUUGAUCAUAGUUGUUUGAUUGCAGCACCUGCGGUGCACUGCACAAGAAGAAAAACCUCCAGAUCCUGUCUGUCUUAUCUUAUCACCCCAAGGGUGUGUGUCCCCAAGGUCCCUGUAACUUUUCG
This is a messenger RNA of Aspergillus saccharolyticus JOP 1030-1, 1148 nucleotides long. Its product is annotated as class I SAM-dependent methyltransferase. The record is from RefSeq and is a predicted model, not a curated record. The transcript is spliced from 4 exons. Lineage: Eukaryota; Fungi; Ascomycota; Eurotiomycetes; Eurotiales; Aspergillaceae. Bases 44 to 883 code for a protein of 279 amino acids.